Messenger RNA from Macrobrachium nipponense, 3213 nucleotides. Its product is annotated as carbohydrate sulfotransferase 11-like. Gene Ontology annotation, cellular component: membrane. The record is from RefSeq and is a predicted model, not a curated record. The transcript has 8 exons. Gene Ontology annotation, biological process: carbohydrate biosynthetic process. Lineage: Eukaryota; Metazoa; Arthropoda; Malacostraca; Decapoda; Palaemonidae. Bases 95 to 1585 code for a protein of 496 amino acids. Gene Ontology annotation, molecular function: sulfotransferase activity.
UGGAGGGAAAGUGUGUUCGCAGUACUUUUUCGGCACGGCUUCGUCGCUCUGAAAACGUUCAUCUAGCGCGCCAGAGGUGGACUUCGAUGCCACAAUGCGGAUACCCAUCACAAAAUACUCAAAACUGAUACCCCCAGCUCUCCUGGUGGGCCUUUUCGUCUCAUUUUCUGUCCUGAGUUCCCCCCAGUGGCAGGACACCGGCCACCCGGUCACUCUAGUUCUGUCAGCCAGCGAGGCCCAGGUAUUCAUGAAAAAACAGAAUGACAUGACCCCUCCUUCAGGAGAGGUCGGUCGGGUCAAUUCCAGUGGGUCUCGUGACGCUCAAGGUCCCAAUAGCCACGUUGACAUCAUCAUUAUGAACAACAAAGUCUACGACAGGAGGAAGUUGGUCGAUAUGCACAUCUUCAACGCGACUGUCUAUGGGAAAGGCGUCAAGAACCUCAGUAAGAGAGACUGGCCGAUUGUCCUGAACAAUUCUGGUGCCUCCGCUCUGCUGAAUAUCAACUUCAACAAAUACUCCCCUAAGGAUCAAGAGUUCCUGGAGGAGAGGGUAGGAGAAAUGGUCGCCAGGGCCCGUCAGGUCGGUCUGGCUUGUAGGGGCGUUCCUUUAGACCUUGAAUCCCACGGCGCCGUCAACCAUUUCCUCUGGGACCAGAAGCACAACCCGGGCAUUGUCUGGUGUCCCAAUUAUAAGGUAGCGUCAACAACCUGGAUGAUCAACUUCCUGCGACUGGCCCACUUCAACGAAAACAAUCCUGCUAUUCCGGAUAACAAACCUGAACAGCAGUACAGCCACGUCUUCGGAGCCCGCCAUAAUAUUGCCUUCAACUCUUAUCCGGCUCCAUCAUCGGCCGCUGAUAAGGCGAGAAUCCUCAAGAAGAGCGUCAGGAUGAUUAUAGUGAGGCAUCCUUUCACCAGGUUGCUCUCCGCCUACCGCGACAAGAUGACGAAGAUGCACCCAGGCCCGGCCAAGUUCCAGUUCAGAAAAACGCAGCUGAAGAUCAUCGCCAACUACCGUCCAGCUGAUUCUCCGACCAAGUCUCCCCAUCCAACUUUCCCUGAGUUUGUGCAAUACGUCAUCGAUGAGACGGCCAAUCUGACCACUGCUAAGUCGUGGAGGCGUAACGUCAAGUGUUGGGUAUCAUAUUGGGCGCAGUGCAACAUCUGCACCACAGACUACAACGUCAUCAUGAAGCUGGAGACGAUGGUUGAGGACGAAAGAUUCCUAAUUACUCUCUCGAAACUAAAGGAACUGAAGAAGCUGAAAACAAACGAAUGGCGCCAUCUGACGAAUGCUUCCUCCCACGACGUAGCACCCGCAUUUUACAGACAGAUAACGCAGAAGCAAAUGUACGAGUUAUACGAGAGGUACAGACUGGACUUCGAAGCCUUUGGGUACGACAUCAAGGACUACCUGCCCUUGGCCAAGGACGCCGAAGGCAGAAAUGCGACUGAAAAAGGCGACAGUAACCCGACUGACGGAGUUGAGGCUACCAAGACGACCCAAAAUGUCACAGGAGAAGGAAGCGAUAACUCAAGCAAAAUGAUCAAAAGGAAGAAAAAGAAAGGCAGACGGAAGAAUUAGGGGAGUUUGUAACAAGAAACUAAUUUUAACUAAAGAGAAACUUGACUAGUUUUCCUUCGUUAUCUUCAUAAAUUAUGGACGGCUUCCUGAUAAAACGAAGGGCAUUCUGUCAAAUGAAGCGAAAUUCAUAAAAGAUUCAGUGGACAAAAUGUUUAUAUACUUAUUCAUUCACUUGAUGACGAAUGAAUUAUAUGGUUAUACUAAGUAAUUUAUUAAGGAGAGCAUUGAACACUUUAAUGAUGGUUACAUUCUAAAGAUCGUGUGGUUAGGACAGUGGUUCCUUAACUUAUCUGGUCGUUACCCUCUUAUCAUACAGGAUACAUGUCCAUGGCCCACCGCCAAGCAUAACCCAUGCAUACGUAUAAAAUCCAUGGGUUUAUACAUACAUAUCCUCAGAUCACGGCCCCCAGAUUGGGAACCAAUGUUUUAGAAUACUAACCCCCUGUAGAUGUCUGGUAGAGAUGUAAAGUCUAAAAUUAUCACCAUAGCAGGAGUAUCAGCAAGUUAUUUAUUCUUGAGUAUUUACCAAUCUCUCUCUCUCUCUCUCUCUCUCUCUCUCUCUCUCUCUCUCUCUCUCUCUCUCUCUCUCAAAAUCGCCGAGUGCCAAAAAUCCCCCUUUCACGCGCAUUAGAAAAAUUAUUGCCCAUUGUAUUGUCUCCCAUGUUUUUCCUAAAGCAUUUCAGAAAGAAAGCAUUGGACAACCAUUUAUUCUAUGCUUGUUAGUGAACCACGUUCAUGGAUGACAAGCUUUUUCGUAUUUUUAUAUGAUAUAAUGUUUCUGCAUCUGCAGACUUUCAUUUGGUGAUUCCCAAAUUUAUGCCUGGAGUCAAGUAACUGUUUACCAAUGGCCUGGCUGUCUGUGAAUGACGUCAAUUAAAUAAUUUCUUUAAAAAAUACAUUUUUUUAUAGGUAAACGAUAAAUGCAGAUGGUUUUGUUACGAUGUACUAUAAUGUCAUGUUAGAUAUGUAUGUUGUUUCUUAACUCACCUGUUCGUUGAUUUACUCCGAAUCAUAUGCAAGAUAAUACUAUCUUAGUAAACAGCUGAUUCAAGUGCAUUUAUUUUCAUCUGAUUUUAAAAGUAUUUAAUUAAUGCAAUUUCUCCUCGAAGUUAUACUUAUGUUUUAACUUAGAUACAGAAGAAUCCUUUAGGAUAAUAUUAUGAUAUUAUCAGGGUUCCUUCGAGCGUGAAGCUGGAACAUGGAGCAAAACAUUGUCAUAAACACAUGUCGGCAACUUAUCGCAUACAUGUCACAAACAUGUGUAAUACGAGUGAACGAUUUACUAGUAGUCUUAACCAGCCGUCCAUACGACCGUCCGGUGUGUGGUAAAAGGCUUGUUCUUCACUUAUACCGCCGAUGGCUCGUUUCCAACAUGUUUGUGAUAUGAAUGUCAUAAGUUGCCAACAUGUGUUAGUAACACAGUAAUGACUUGUUUUGCUGUAGUGUAGACACAUCCUCACUCUUGCGUACACACGAAUUCAAACAUACACAAGUGCACACGCAUAUACAUCUACACACAUGCUCACACACAUAUAAUAUAUAUACAUUUAUUAAUUUAUUUAUUUAUUUGCGUUUGUGUUUCUCAGAUUAUGCAUUUAUUAACGUUCCUAGGUACGUCGCUACCUGUU